Caretta caretta (loggerhead turtle) is the source of this 592-nucleotide messenger RNA. Its product is annotated as interleukin-8. Gene Ontology annotation, cellular component: extracellular region. Gene Ontology annotation, molecular function: chemokine activity. Lineage: Eukaryota; Metazoa; Chordata; Testudines; Cheloniidae. Gene Ontology annotation, biological process: defense response; chemotaxis; immune response. The record is from RefSeq and is a predicted model, not a curated record.
UUCCGAGAUAACAAGAGAAGCUCACUGCUCCUUCCUGGCAAGCAGAGACCGAAGAAUCAAGGAGGAAAACUCGCCUCGCCUCUCAUCAUGAGCUGUAAAUUGGUUGUUGCUGCCCUGGCUCUUUUCCUAAUCUACGCAGCGGUGUCAGAAGGAAUGAGUCUGGCAAGGAUGGGGAAUGAGCUCCGAUGCCAGUGCAUCGGCACGCAUUCCAAGUUCAUCCCUCCCAGGAACAUUCGGGACGUGAAGCUGACCCCGAGCGGACCUCACUGCCAGAAUGUUGAAAUCAUCGCUACUCUUAAGGACGGCAGAGAAGUGUGUUUGGAACCCACUGCUCCAUGGGUGAAGAUCAUCAUUAAAGCAAUUUUGGACAAAGCUGAAGAAAAUGGUGAGGUAAAACGCUAAGAGAAGCCAAAGAAGAAAAAUCCCCGAUGUUCUCCAGUUUCCCCUUGAAGGAAACCUCUCUGUGAAAGUGCCAAUCAGUCUGCAAGCAGCCCACCUCCUUCUGUUAACGUGUUUUCAGGCAGAUUCCAGCUAGCAGUCUAUUUAUUUAUGUAUUUAUUUAUUGAGGAGCAUCAUGUUGAGACUUUUUUUU